UUCAGCGUUCCUACUUAACGCCACGAUGCCUGAACCCACCAAGUCGGCUCCGGCCCCGAAGAAGGGCUCCAAGAAGGCGGUGACCAAGGCGCAGAAGAAGGACGGCAAGAAGCGCAAGCGCAGCCGCAAGGAGAGCUACUCGGUGUACGUGUACAAGGUGCUGAAGCAGGUGCACCCCGACACGGGCAUCUCGUCCAAGGCCAUGGGCAUCAUGAACUCGUUCGUCAACGACAUCUUCGAGCGCAUCGCGGGCGAGGCGUCGCGCCUGGCGCAUUACAACAAGCGCUCGACCAUCACGUCCCGGGAGAUCCAGACGGCCGUGCGCCUGCUGCUGCCCGGCGAGCUGGCCAAGCACGCCGUGUCCGAGGGCACCAAGGCCGUCACCAAGUACACCAGCUCCAAGUGAACUUGCCAAGUAAGCGUCUUGUUACCCAACCCCAAAGGCUCUUUUCAGAGCCACGCAUGCUUUCAAUAAAUGAGCUGUAAUCCUCAUUCUGAAAGCUA
Hyaena hyaena (striped hyena) is the source of this 504-nucleotide messenger RNA. RefSeq names its product histone H2B type 1-M. Bases 26 to 406 code for a protein of 126 amino acids. The transcript has a single exon. Lineage: Eukaryota; Metazoa; Chordata; Mammalia; Carnivora; Hyaenidae. Gene Ontology annotation, molecular function: protein heterodimerization activity; structural constituent of chromatin; DNA binding. The record is from RefSeq and is a predicted model, not a curated record. Gene Ontology annotation, cellular component: nucleosome.